Molecule: messenger RNA, 3815 nt
Organism: Oryzias melastigma (Indian medaka)
Lineage: Eukaryota; Metazoa; Chordata; Actinopteri; Beloniformes; Adrianichthyidae
Gene: mfge8b
Product: milk fat globule EGF and factor V/VIII domain containing b
Exons: 11
Coding region: 250-1707 (485 amino acids)
Molecular function (GO): calcium ion binding
Source: RefSeq, a predicted model, not a curated record
CAACGGCUUCCUACAGCCAAUUGACUGCCCUGUUUUUUUUCCUACAGUAGAGUGUAGGGGGCGGAGCCUCGUUUAAAUGUCCCGCGUUGAUUGGCUGAGGGCGGGCACGCGCUCGCUCCUCUGCGCCUGGUUGCUGCCUGGGGGUUCAGUGUGGAAACUACCGCAGCAACAGCGUCCAAACCGCCGCCGAGCUCCCACCGUGACGCCGUCCUUCAACUAACAGCAGAUAAAACAGAUAAAAACCCAGCGAUGGAGGAGAAGCCGCGUGUCCUCGUGCUGCUGCAACUUUUGGCAGUCUGCCUGCCUUUCGGGGUGAACGGGGGUCCCUGUGAGGUGAAUAUGUGCAGCAACGGGGGGACCUGCGUGACUGGGACGGGGGCUCCCUUCAUCUGCAUCUGUCCUGAUGGCUUUUCUGGAGAAACUUGCAAUGAGACUGAGACAGGGCCGUGCAACCCCAACCCGUGUCAGAAUGAUGGGGUCUGUGAGGCGACGGGACACUCUCGCCGAGGUGAUGUCUUUAAUGAGUACGUCUGCAAAUGCCAGCCAGGCUAUGAUGGGGUUCACUGUGAGACCAGUAUCCAGGGGGCAGAUUUAAAUUCAAAAAAAGAUGUGAAUGACUGUGCUGGCCAGCCGUGUGAGAAUGGAGGCGUCUGCAGAGACCUGGAUGGAGACUUCAAAUGCCACUGUCCUUCUCCUUUUGUCGGCAAACACUGCCAAUUACGCUGCAUCUCCCUGCUCGGCAUGGAAGGAGGCGGCAUCGCUGAAUCCCAAAUUUCUGCCUCAUCAGUCCGCUACAGCCUGCUGGGCCUGCAGCGCUGGGGGCCUGAGCUGGCCCGGCUCCACAAAAAGGGUCUGGUUAACGCCUGGAGUGCAGCUGCUCAUGACAAGAACCCGUGGAUCCAGAUCAACGUGCAGAGAAAGAUGCGGCUCACAGGCAUCGUGACGCAGGGAGCCAGUCGCAUGGGCUCAGCGGAGUUCAUUAAAGCCUUCAAAGUGGCCUCCAGCCUGGACGGCAAAACGUACACCAUGUACAGAACGGAGGGACAGAGGAAGGAUCACGUGUUUGUGGGAAACACUGAUAAUGACAGCACUAAGACCAACCUGUUUGACCCCCCAAUCAUCGCUCAGUACAUCCGCAUCGUCCCUGUUGUGUGUCGCAAGGCCUGCACCCUGCGCAUGGAGCUGGUGGGCUGCGAACUCAACGUGUAUUCAAACACUUCAGGUUGCUCAGAGCCCAUGGGCAUGAAGUCCCGGUUAGUGUCGGACCGGCAAAUCAAAGCUUCCAGCACGUUCCGCACCUGGGGCCUUGAGGCGUUCACCUGGCACCCACACUUUGCUCGCCUGGACAAGCAGGGGAAGACCAACGCCUGGACGGCUUCCAGCAACAAUCGCUCUGAGUGGCUGCAGGUGGACCUGCUGUCUCCAAAGAAGAUAACAGGAAUUAUCACACAGGGGGCCAAAGACUUUGGCUCUGUCCAGUUUAUCGUUUCUUUCAAAGUGGCUCAUAGUGAUGAUGGGAAGUCCUGGACUGUGGUGAAGGAUGAAACCUCCAAGGCAGACAAGAUCUUCCCUGGAAACUCUGACAACAAUGUUCACAAAAAGAACAUCUUUGAGCCGGCGUUCUACAGCAGAUAUGUGCGCAUCCUGCCGUGGGAGUGGCACGAGCGCAUCACCCUGCGCAUGGAGCUCCUGGGCUGUGAUGAGUAGUGCCACCUCCUCUUGCCCCCCUGCCCUGGUCCCACCCCCCAUUCCUGCCCCACACCUGCACUGCCUUGCUCUCAGCUCUAGGUGGCAGCAAACAACAGGGCGCUCAGCUGAGCUGAUACCUCUAACAUCUGUGCACGGGAAUUUAUUAAAGACAACUACAUCCUCUCUUUAUUUUUUUAUUUGAAAUGUUUUCAAACAAAAUGUAAAUUCUUCCUCCUUUGACAAAACUCUGAUUUUUUUCCAAUUAGUUUGUUAGAUAAAGUCUGUAAUCCUCUGGUUCCUGACAGGACCGGAUCAGCUGAACCUCUAAGACGCUGCAUGAACCACCUCCUACAGACCUUCCCGUAUCACCAUCAUCUUUAGACAGGAUACAUUCUGAUGGGUGUGUUUCUACGUUCUUUUAAAUUUGCUUUCUCACAUCAAAAAAUGAAACAAAAAAACUUUAAAUGUAUAAAUGUAGAGAGUAAGAAUCUCAGAGGUUUCUGAUAUAUUGUACGUACAUGAUCAUUCUUUAAAGAGUGUGUCUCUCUCUUUUGAUUGCUUUAAAAUGUUUAGAAUCUUACAGCUGAAUAUGGUAUUUAUAAAAUAGUAUUAUUGUCAAACCAAAACAGUUCAGCCCUGAGCCUUUUCUCCUAAACCUGUGUUUUCAUGAGCACCAAACGUUUGGCUGCUUUGGCCUCUUACUGACAUUUCUCAAGUUUUGUGUUUUCGCAUCCGUUUGCAGACAUGUAGUAGAUCCAGCCUGGAUGCUGAGCAGAGGACAGUGUUUGUUUCAGAUGGUCCUCACAUUCAGUCUAAUUUCUGAUGGGAAGCUGGACUGAUGUCGUACUCGGAUACUGACGGAGUGUAAGGUCAUCGCUGCCUGACGGGUGAAGAAAGCACUUUAUUUCUUUGGAGAUGAACGCACGCCGCCGUCACGUGGAGGAGCAGUGAAUUCAGACAGUUCAUGCUCUAAUGCAGAAUUAUUCUUUCAGUGUUAUGUUAUACCGGCUCUUUCCGUUGGUGUCUCAUUGGCUGCUGUAGCAGGGUUAACCACGCGGCGCUCCACAGGGUCAUCGGUUGGGUUUGUGGUGAAGUAGUUCACACUUUUAAUUGGAAGAAUGAAAAGAAAAAGGCUGUUUUCCUCGUUAAAACCUCUUCAGAUUUAAAUGCAAUAUUUUUUUAUAUUUGGACAACUAUUGAGACAUAUAACCCAGCUUAGUGUUGGUAUUAUUUAGUAGGUGUAGAAUAGCGGCGUUCUCAUCCUCCAUGUACAGUCAGAGCUCCUGAUCCGCAUCCGUCAUGUGGCUGUGAUGUCAUCAGUGUUCACCCUCUUUUAUGGCACUUUGAUGUUUUGAUAUUGGUAAUAUUAUGAUAGAAAAAGACACAUUGAGUGUGGACAUGUUUAUCAUUAAAUUAGAGUAAAAGUCUCUCAGUUCGUGUCUUUGUUAGGUUAGUUGUUAAUGCGUGACAGUAUAACUAUACAGUGUUCCCGUACUGAGAUCUGCCAGCAUUUGUGGAUGUUAAUGUUUGCUGCAGAUCAUUUAUUUUUCAUUUUGGGCCCAGUGUUGUUCCUCCAGUUCAAAGCUGCAGCCCCCCCGACACUGCUCUCAAAGCAAAUCCAAUUAAAUCCUCGACUUUUAUUGGACCUUCGCCCUGCAACGAUAUUCCAAACCUUACCCCCUAUGAAUUAUGAAGGAUGGGCUUGUGCAAUAUUAUACAGUGCUAGUUUUGUUAACAGUGAAUAAUAAUUGGAGAGCUUUAAAAAUGCAUGAGGGGAUGGCAGCAUCACAGAGAGGUCGCACAUAAUUGUUGGAGUCGAGCGCUGUACGAUGUUGUUGUCGCUGCAGAUGGUUCCAGUCCGCGCUGUUGUUGGUGGAUGCUUCGAGUCACUUUCAGGUCAACCUUUUUGAGAUUCUUUUGUGACAUUUCUCUUCCUCAGUGCUGAGUCUGCAUUUAAUAUUCUGAUUCUCUGUUUUCUAUUAUUGAAACAUUGCUGUGUUUAUGGUAUUUUUGAAUUCAUUUGUUGUGAUUGAAACUUGAUUGUUUUUUUAUUCCAGUAUUGUUCUUCUAACUGGACUUCAUGUUUGGCCUUUGUACCCUAAUAAAGAAUAAAAGCUCAAAAAACA